UAGAGACAUAACUGAUUCUCUUGUUUCUUUUAGCCUUCAAGAUGUACAAGCUUUAUUUUGUUUAAAUUUAGGUGGAUUCUAAAAGUGUAUUGCAUUGUUUGUCUUUGAUUGUCUCAAUUUAACGUUGAUUGAAUAAUUUCAGGAAAUAUGUUAGAAUUGUUUCCAUGAUAUCCUUCAAAGAAGACAAAAGAAACAAAACAUAGAAAAUUUACUCCCACCCACAGGCAAGAAAACAGGGGAGAAAGAAAGAGAGCAAGAGAGGGAGGGAGAAUGCGUGUGAGAGAGAGACAGGAAGAGAGACAGAGGGUAAGAGAGGGAGAACAGUCGAUGGAUGCUGUUUGGACAGAUUGGGCGGUAUAUUCUUCUGUGAUAAGGACUAGAGUGCUGCAGGAAUGGAUGGCAAGGGAAAACACAUUCCUCCAGCAAUGGUAUGGUGUGAGAGGGGCAUACAGGUGCUUCUCACCACUGUGGGGGCCUUUGCUGCAUUUGCCCUGAUGACAGUGGCCAUCGGCACAGACUAUUGGCUGUACGCACGUGCCUUUAUCUGCAACAGCACUGCCAACUCCACUCAGGAUGACCCCCACAACAAGGACAAGAAAGACCCUGGAGCCCUCACCCACUCUGGCCUCUGGAGGAUCUGCUGCCUUGAAGGGUUAAAAAGAGGCGUGUGCUCCCAGAUCAACCAUUUCCCAGAGGAUGCUGAUUAUGACCAGGAUGCUGCAGAAUACCUCUUACGUGUAGUCAGGGCCUCCAGUAUAUUCCCCAUUCUCAGUGCUAUACUGUUGCUGCUAGGUGGGGUAUGUGUGGCAUCCAGUCGGUUCUACAAGAGUAAGAGACACAUUAUCCUGGGAGCAGGCAUUCUGUUUGUUGUAGCAGGCCUGAGUAACAUCAUUGGUGUGAUCGUGUACAUCUCAGCGGCACUGAGCGACAUCUCACCAAAGAAGGAUGAAGACAAGAAGUGGCACUACUCAUAUGGCUGGUCUUUUUACUUUGGUGGCCUGUCAUUCAUCCUAGCUGAGGUGGUGGGUGUGCUAGCCGUUAACAUCUACAUUGAGCGCAACAAGGAACUGCGUUGCCGCUCACGCGCUGACCUCUUCCACAGCACUACAUCAGCUGUGCUGCGGCUACCCUCUUACCGCUUCCGCAGGGGCCGCCGUUCCUCACGCUCCAGUUCACGCUCUACAGCUGAGCCACCGCGUUCAUGUGACCCCUCACCUCCUGGCCUAGGUGUCAAGAACUUCAGCCCACCUCUGGCCACUGGCCCACCACCAUUCUCCGUGGCUACGUUGCCCAACCCACACACACACACGGGAGGAGGAGGGGUAGGGGACAUCUCCAUGUACACACUGGGCAGGGAAGGCAAGCCACCCAUGUACGGAACAGUGGACCGUGCCUCUCUCUACCAGCUUCACAACUACUUCCCAACAAAGGAAGGAGGAGCAGGGACACUCAUGACUGGGACAUUGCCAUCACUUUCCAAAUCAAACCUGGCUUCAUCAGCUAAUGCCUCGUCUUCCUCCGGCCCUGGAGUGCAGCCAUCCGCACUCACAGCUGGGAAUACAGCGACUAUGGAGAGGGAUAGGGGGCUCGGCACGCUUGAUCGGCUGGGGAAAGGUGAUAGCAGCAACACCAAUACUCUCAACAGGAGAACGACCCCUGUGUAAUGCGGAACUCAGAAAAGGGGGGUAGGGGAAGGAGGUGGGAAAGAAGAGAAAAUGAAAGAGAGUGUGGUUGCUUGGUCAGCUGGCAAAAGGCAAUAGCUCCAACAUCAACAUGAGGUGUGGUGAUUUUUGGGCAUGGGGGGUUGGGGAGGGGCUCAAGGAGAGAGGUAUAUAGAAAGAGAGAAAGAUUGGGAGAAAUGGAAGAGGAAACAUGAUAAUCUGAACUGAGACAAGGCAAGGAGGUUUAGGAAGAGGAAGCGUGGGAGGUAGAGAGACAAGAGAGAGAGAGGGCUGAGAAUCAGAGAAAAGGAGGAUGACUCAGAGGACACUGAGAAGAGAGAGAUAAGCCAAUCAUCCUCCUUUUCUCUCUCCAUAUCUGUUUUCAAACAUGGUGACUUUAGUCAUAAAUAGAGUUACAUUCGCACUUUUACUGAUUCAUGUCAAAAUACUUGAUGUGUGUGAUGGUGGUCUUACUUUGGUCUCUUUUGAGUCCAGUGCUUUAUCAUCAGGUUUAUGCCUGUUACUUAUUUAGCAUUCCAAUAUAGUCACUCUUAUUAUUGUAGAUGUUAAUGUUUGGGUUACUGGAAUUCCCUUUGUUAUGAAAUUGUUUAUUUAAUAAUUUAUUUAUUUUGUUUCCAUUUUAGUAUAUGAACUAAACUGUGAUUUUUUUUUUUUGCACAUACUGACACAAUAUUUUAUAAUGUCAUUCAGUGUCAAGCAAGUGCAUAUUUGUGAGGUUUUGUGACAUUAUUGGCGUCAUCAUCAAUCAUCAUCAUUUUAUUAUUAUUAUUAUUAUUAUUAUUGUCACUUUCACAAAGACAAUACUUAGACUUGUGAAAUUUCCUUUAUUGUAAUUGUAGGUGUAUUAAUAGUUAGAUUCCAUAUGAAUAUGUUUGUUUAAAUUACUAAAAUUAGUCUCCUUAAUAUUUUUGCAGUGGGCUAAGAAGUUUGAUGUACUGUUUACCAGAAAACUGAGUUUUGGGAAAGGACAAAAGUAGAGUGUGAAAUUAAAGACUUUUGCCAGAGGAGCAAUACUUAUACCUAUAAAACCUCACCAGAAAAGACAAAAAACUAUAUGAAUAUGUGUGAGACUUUUUUGACAAAUAAAACAAAAUAUAUUCUAGUAAAUGUAUGCAA
Messenger RNA from Pangasianodon hypophthalmus (striped catfish), 2798 nucleotides. It is a transcript of the gene cacng8a, whose product is annotated as calcium channel, voltage-dependent, gamma subunit 8a. The coding region runs from base 393 to 1664 and encodes 423 amino acids. The record is from RefSeq and is a predicted model, not a curated record. Gene Ontology annotation, molecular function: voltage-gated calcium channel activity; channel regulator activity. Gene Ontology annotation, biological process: neurotransmitter receptor transport, postsynaptic endosome to lysosome; transmission of nerve impulse; regulation of AMPA receptor activity. The transcript has 5 exons. Gene Ontology annotation, cellular component: postsynaptic density membrane; AMPA glutamate receptor complex. NCBI's taxonomy places the organism in Eukaryota, Metazoa, Chordata, Actinopteri, Siluriformes, Pangasiidae.